CAGGUUGACCACGGCGAGUCGGAGGGCGACGAGGGCAAGAAAGUCUCGAAGGCGAAAAUGCUCGCGGCCUUCCUCAAGGACCCCAACUUGGGGGACACGUUCAUGACGAUGUGCCAGCAGCUCCAGUAUUCUGAGAAGGUGGAUUGCGAGGAGGAGUGGGUGAGCCGCAAGCAAUUGCUGGACGUAUACUCCGAGAGCGAGGCCGAGGAGAUGAUCAAUGAGCAGAAGAUCAUU
Molecule: messenger RNA, 234 nt
Organism: Prorocentrum cordatum
Lineage: Eukaryota; Dinophyceae; Prorocentrales; Prorocentraceae
Source: the annotation of a GenBank genome assembly